AUGGCCUCUCCAGACUCUGAGAUGGCCGCCUUUGGGGAGGCGGCUCCCUAUCUCCGCAAGUCAGAGAAGGAGAGAAUCGAGGCCCAGAACAAGCCUUUUGAUGCAAAGACAUCUGUCUUUGUGGUGCAUCCUAAGGAAUCCUUUGUGAAAGGGACAAUCCAGAGCAGGGAAUCUGGGAAGGUCACUGUCAAGUCUGAAGCAGGAGAAACCCUGACCGUGAAGGAAGAUCAAAUCUUCUCCAUGAACCCUCCCAAGUAUGAUAAAAUCGAGGACAUGGCCAUGAUGACCCACCUCCACGAACCCGCUGUGCUGUACAACCUCAAAGAGCGUUACGCAGCCUGGAUGAUCUAUACCUACUCGGGUCUCUUCUGCGUCACUGUCAACCCCUACAAGUGGCUGCCGGUGUACAACCCGGAGGUGGUGUUGGCCUACCGAGGCAAGAAGCGCCAGGAGGCCCCUCCACACAUCUUCUCCAUCUCUGACAAUGCCUAUCAGUUCAUGCUGACUGAUCGCGAGAACCAGUCAAUCCUGAUCACCGGAGAAUCCGGUGCAGGGAAGACUGUGAACACAAAGCGUGUCAUCCAGUACUUUGCAACAAUUGCAGCCAGCGGGGAGAAGAAGAAGGAAGAUCAGCCGUCUGGCAAAAUGCAGGGAACGCUUGAGGAUCAAAUCAUCAGCGCCAACCCACUGCUGGAGGCCUUUGGAAACGCCAAGACCGUGAGGAAUGACAACUCCUCACGCUUUGGCAAAUUCAUCAGAAUCCACUUUGGGGCCACAGGCAAACUGGCUUCUGCUGACAUUGAAACUUAUCUGCUGGAGAAGUCCAGGGUCACUUUCCAGCUCAAGGCAGAAAGAAGCUACCACAUAUUUUAUCAGAUCACCUCCAACAAGAAGCCAGAGCUAAUUGACAUGCUCCUCAUUACCACCAACCCUUUUGACUUCCACUAUGUGAGUCAAGGUGAGGUCACCGUUCCCAGCAUUGAUGAUCAGGAGGAGCUCAUGGCUACAGAUAGUGCCAUUGACAUCCUGGGCUUCACUGCCGAUGAAAAGACCUCCAUCUACAAGCUGACGGGGGCUGUCAUGCACUAUGGGAACUUGAAGUUCAAGCAGAAACAACGAGAAGAGCAGGCGGAGCCAGACGGCACAGAAGUGGCUGACAAGGCUGCCUACCUGAUGGGCCUGAACUCAGCUGAAUUGCUCAAAGCCCUAUGUUAUCCCCGAGUGAAAGUGGGGAAUGAAUUUGUGACCAAAGGUCAAAAUGUGUCACAGGUGAACAAUGCAGUUGGUGCCCUGGCAAAAGCUGUCUAUGAGAAGAUGUUCUUGUGGAUGGUUGUUCGCAUCAACCAACAGCUGGAUACCAAGCAGCCCAGACAGUACUUCAUUGGUGUCCUGGACAUUGCUGGCUUUGAGAUCUUUGAUUUCAACAGCUUUGAGCAGCUGUGCAUCAACUUCACCAAUGAGAAACUGCAACAGUUCUUCAACCACCACAUGUUUGUGCUGGAGCAAGAGGAGUACAAGAAGGAAGGAAUCGAAUGGGAGUUCAUUGACUUUGGGAUGGACCUGGCUGCCUGCAUUGAGCUCAUUGAGAAGCCCAUGGGCAUCUUCUCCAUCCUGGAAGAGGAGUGCAUGUUCCCCAAGGCAACUGACACCUCUUUCAAGAACAAGCUCUAUGACCAGCAUCUGGGCAAGUCCAACAACUUCCAGAAGCCCAAGCCUACCAAAGGGAAGGUUGAGGCCCACUUCUCCCUGAUACACUAUGCUGGAACAGUAGACUACAAUAUCACUGGCUGGCUUGAGAAGAACAAGGACCCCCUGAAUGAAACUGUCAUUGGGUUGUACCAGAAAUCAUCUGUGAAGACGUUGGCUUUACUCUUUGCAAACUACGGUGGGGAAGCAGAGGCUGGUGGUGGUGGCAAGAAGGGUGGAAAGAAGAAGGGUUCUUCUUUCCAGACUGUCUCAGCUCUUUUCCGGGAGAAUUUAAACAAGCUG
Messenger RNA from Egretta garzetta (little egret), 1989 nucleotides. RefSeq names its product myosin heavy chain, skeletal muscle, adult. Gene Ontology annotation, molecular function: microfilament motor activity; ATP binding; actin filament binding. Lineage: Eukaryota; Metazoa; Chordata; Aves; Pelecaniformes; Ardeidae. The annotation marks the transcript as partial. The record is from RefSeq and is a predicted model, not a curated record. The transcript is spliced from 16 exons. Gene Ontology annotation, biological process: actin filament organization; vesicle transport along actin filament. Gene Ontology annotation, cellular component: cytoplasm; actin cytoskeleton; myosin complex.